GAUGUAUACUAUCUCUAGCUUGACCCGUGCACGGAUCUCGAUGGAGCUGCAGCUGAAGUUGUAAUUUGGGAUCGCAAUCUAAGAUAAAGUUGGAGGUCUGUGUUUUUCUAAGCUAUGCAUUUUCAGGAGUGGUUAGGGUCACUUCGCUCCAGCUCGGGACUCAAAGGCUCUGAAGCGGACGACUUCUGGAGACUUCUGCCAUCUCUGCCUCUGUCCUCCUUAUCUCUGUCCUCGCUGUCUCUGUCCCCCUCCUCUCUGCUGGGCCUGGGAGCGCUGGCCUCCCUCACUGCGUACUGGCUGGUGACCCGUCCUCGACCCAUGCGUCCCCCGUGCGAUCUCCAAGCCCAGUCCGUAGCUGUGAAUGGAGAUCCCAGCUGCAGGAGAUCGGCUCUUCUUAAAGAUGACUCCCUGCUGGAGUUUUACUACGAUGACACCAGGACGUAUUACGACAUGUUCCAGAGAGGCCUGAAGAUCUCAGGAAAUGGUGCGUGCCUUGGCUCCAGGAAACCGGGUCAGCCCUACCAGUGGAUCUCCUACACUGAGGUGGCUGAGCGGGCGCAGGUGCUGGGCUCUGGGCUGUUGGCUAAAGGCUGUCAGCCGAACCCGCAGCAGUUUGUCGGGUUAUUUGCACAAAACAGGCCAGAGUGGAUCAUCACAGAGCUGGCCUGCUACACUUACUCCAUGGCGGUGGUGCCUCUGUAUGACACACUGGGGCUGGAGGCCAUGGUCCACAUACUCACCCUGGCCGAGAUCUCCCUGGUGAUCUGUGACAGCGAGGAGAAGGCAGCCGCUCUGUUAGAGAACAAGGAGCAAGGCGUGACUCCCAAGCUCGCCUGCCUGGUCCUCUUUAACAGUUUCAGCGAGGCCUUCGUAGAGCGGGCGAAGGCCUGCGAGGUGGAGGUUUUGAAACUGGAGCAGCUCAUGGAGCUGGGAAGGCAGAACCUCAAAGAUCCUGUGCCGCCCCAGCCCCAGGAUCUGGCCGUGGUUUGCUUCACCAGUGGAACCACAGGGAAGCCCAAGGGAGCCAUGAUCACCCACGGCAACAUCGCCUCCAACACUUCCUCUGUCAUUAAGAUCCUGGAGGGUUCGUUUGUGAUCCAGCAGGAGGAUGUGUCGAUCUCGUACCUGCCGCUUGCCCACAUGUUUGAGAGGAUGAUUCAGGUCUCUAUGUUCUGCCACGGGGCCAGAGUAGGAUUCUACCAGGGGGACAUUUCUCUCCUCAUGGACGACAUUAAAACUCUUAAACCCACCUUCUUUCCUGUCGUGCCUCGAUUACUCAACCGCAUCUAUGACAAGAUCCUGGGCUCAGUGACCUCUCCGCUGCGACGGGCUUUGCUUCACUACGCCGUGAGGAGGAAGCAGGCGGAGCUGAGCAGCGGGGUUGUACGUAACAACAGUCUGUGGGACAAACUGGUGUUCAACAGGAUCCAGGCCAAUUUAGGAGGAAAUCUGCGGUUUGCCCUGACGGCUUCAGCACCCAUCUCCCCCACAGUGCUCUCCUUCCUCAGGGCCACUCUGGGCUGCCUGAUAUUUGAGGGCUAUGGUCAGACAGAGUGCACCGCAGGCUGCACCUUCUCUAUGCCGGGGGACUGGACCGCAGGUCACGUUGGAGCUCCUUUACCCUGCGCCAUGGUGAAGGUGGUGGACAUCCCCGACAUGAAAUACUACGCUAAGAACGGAGAAGGAGAGAUCUGCAUCCGCGGUCCCAGUGUGUUCCGAGGCUACCUGAGGGAUCCAGAGAGGACGGCUGAGGCCUUGGACACCGACGGCUGGCUGCACAGUGGGGAUGUGGGCCAGUGGCUUCCAAACGGGACGCUACGCAUCGUCGACAGAAAGAAGCACAUCUUCAAGUUGUCCCAGGGAGAAUACAUCGCUCCAGAAAAGAUAGAAAACGUCUACAUGCGCUGUGUUCCUGUGCUCCAGGUGUUUGUGCACGGAGAUAGUUUACAGUCUUAUCUCAUAGGCAUAGUUGUGCCUGACGUGGAGGUGUUUGUUGACUGGGCUAAAGAGCGGGGAUGUGUGGGGUCCUACGAGGAGCUCUGCCAGAAUCCUGACGUGAAGAAGGCAGUAUUAGAGGACAUGAAAGCUGUGGGAAAGGAAGCAGGGCUGAAGUCCUUUGAACAAGUGAAAGACCUUCACUUGCAUCCGGAGACGUUCAGCGUCGCCAACGGCCUCCUCACACCCACCCUGAAAAGUAGACGUGCCGACAUCCGCAGAGUCUUUGAGGAACAGAUAUCGAGCAUGUACAGCAAGACGGCCUUUUAAUUACAGGACUCUACUCAGUAAUUCACACACAACAGCCAGGAGUAACUGGUUUCCAAUAAGGGGGGGUGGGAGUAGAACAUUAAAUGUCCAGCAGUGCCUCGUCUGAAAUUUAAAAAUGGAAAUAUGCUGUUUUUCUUUUUAUUGAGUUUUAUAUCCACCACCCGUGUCCACAUCCUGCACAUGUGUAAUGUAUUAACUCUUUACAUGGAAAAUAAGACUUAUUUUUAUUUUACAUUCCUGUCUCACUUGCGUAAAUUAUUGUGUAGUUGUAGAGCGGAGAAUCUCAAAAGUUACUAGAUAAAGCAAACUGCAGAGACAACUACAUUUUGCUGCUGUGUUCUUUUCCCAGACAAAGGUUUUUCUUAAGGGACACUGUACUUGUGAGGCUGUUAGAACUUGCAUUAAUUGUAGGUCUGUAUUUUAAGGUCAAUGGUUCACCAUCAUAAAAGCUUUUCCAUGAACAUCCUUGAUUUUAGCUCGUGCAUUUUUCUAAUUGGAGAUAUUUAUAAACCAGUGGUAGCCUGUAAUCCUUCACCUGAAGAUAAAUCAUUUCAACUAAUGAUGGUUUCAAGCAGCAAUGACUUGUAUAAUAAAAUGACUGUACUGUAAAUACUUCUCAUGUUGACAAAUGUCAACAGGACACUACUGACUAAUUCCUGUAAAGCGAAACCGAACAGAAAUAAAGUUUAGAAACUGA
This is a messenger RNA of Hippoglossus stenolepis (Pacific halibut), 2962 nucleotides long. It is a transcript of the gene acsl2, whose product is annotated as acyl-CoA synthetase long chain family member 2. The record is from RefSeq and is a predicted model, not a curated record. NCBI's taxonomy places the organism in Eukaryota, Metazoa, Chordata, Actinopteri, Pleuronectiformes, Pleuronectidae. Gene Ontology annotation, molecular function: arachidonate-CoA ligase activity. Bases 115 to 2265 code for a protein of 716 amino acids. Gene Ontology annotation, cellular component: membrane; endoplasmic reticulum. Gene Ontology annotation, biological process: long-chain fatty acid metabolic process; very long-chain fatty acid metabolic process; long-chain fatty-acyl-CoA biosynthetic process. The transcript has 20 exons.